Molecule: messenger RNA, 1274 nt
Organism: Chlamydomonas reinhardtii
Lineage: Eukaryota; Viridiplantae; Chlorophyta; Chlorophyceae; Chlamydomonadales; Chlamydomonadaceae
Exons: 5
Coding region: 78-521 (147 amino acids)
Source: RefSeq, a predicted model, not a curated record
UCUGCCCGGGUGUGUAAUAUACAAACACCUCCUAACUCAGUCCCUCUUUCCCGCCGUUCUCAACACCGACAAGCAACAUGGGCGGUUCCGAGCACACUCUCGGUUGUGUCGCGGCCACCUUCGGCAUCGCGGCGAGCGCCUCGUUGUUCACGGCAUCUACCUUUGUCGACCGCAUGGAUGAGGCUGCAGUGGCGAACAACAUGAAGAAGGUCAUGCAGGGCACCUUCCCCAUGCACAUGACCUACAUUGUCGGCGGCACCGCUGCGGCGCUGGCGCAGGCCGUCAAGUCGGACCACAACCGCGGCCUGUGGCUGGCCUCCGCCGCGCUGCUCGGCUCCGCGCUGCCCUACACCUACUUCCUGGUCAAGGACGACACGCGCGCCAUCAUCAAGGCCGGCGUGGACAAGGCCGCGCCGCCCGCCGGCGCCGUCAAGCGCGUCGCCCAGUCCGGCUACAUCCGCGUCGCGCUGAUGGCGACCGGCACCCUGGUCAUGGUGCUCGCCCUUGCGAAGAAGAAGUAAAGCUGCGGACACUGCGGGAAGUGGAGGUGGAGGUGCAGCAGGUGGAGAUGGCGGCGAGGGCGCGGGGCAGGCGGCGGCGUCGGAGGCGGGCGCAAGCAGCAGCAGUGAGGACGGCGUGCGUGCGGCCGGCAGUGGUGGGCAGGAGGGAUUGCGAUGGUGGGCAGGAGGUGGGCGAUGGUGGGCAGGAGGUGGGCGAUGGUGGGCAGGAGGGAUUGCGAUGGUGGGCAGGAGGGAUUGCGAGGGCGAGGGCGUGCGCGCGCAUGCGGGUGGCUGGCAUGCGGGCGGGGCCGGGCUGUGUUGGACUUCAGCUGCGCAGGCUGGUUGGUGGCAUGACGUAUGCAUGUCGUUACGGGAAGGGUUCGUUACUGUAUUUCGUUGUUGUACAUGGACAUACCUUUGGCACUUGAUACCUGUGUGCUUAGCACUUCCCCCGUUCGUAUAUUAUGUAGCUGACUGCUCUUGUUUUGUAUGGAAUGUAGCGUGCUGCGAUUGCCGGGGUGCGGCACAGCGCUGUGGAGUGCGGACCGCUCUGUCUGGGUGCCAGCAGCCCUGGCAGAAGCAUGCAACUCCCUCCCGCCGUGUGUGUGUGUGUGUGUGUGUGUGUGUGUGUGUGUGUGUGUGUGUGUGUGUGUGUGUGUGUUAUCGGCAGGGCUCAGAGCGAGCUCCAGAGGGCACUGCCCCCGCCCUGCUGUGUGCAUGCAUGCAUGCAUGCCGCUGCACCCGGGGCGGGGGCGACUGUAAGCCCUUGGACAC